GUUGGUGCCUGUGAAGAGAGGGGUAGUGAGGCUGGUAGGAAGAGAUGGAAGUGGAAAAUCAAAUCUAAAGAGAUCUUUGAAGCGGGAGAUGUUCAAUCCUAAGCAUACAAGCACGGAAGCAAUAGAAAUAGAGGUGUUGUGCCAAGAUGAUGACAGCAAGGCAUGGAUUCCAAUCAAGGAAGGUCAGGUUCAACGAAUGGUUGCAAAUGCCAUGGAAAAUACAGGAAGUAAGUCAAAUUGUGCAGGAAGGAAAAUGCAGCAAUAUGAGUACGCAACACUGAGAAAGCAGGUCAGAAACAUGAGGCAAAAAUACAGCGACAUACAUGUAGCUCUACCCAGAGUAAUAAUUCAUGUGUGUGAGCACGGUGGACAAGAAGACUUGUUUUCAAGCUUUGCUCCAUUUCUGUCUUCCAAUUCUGUCUAUCUCAUGGUAUAUGAUGUGUCAAUACCACUGGAAGCUGAAGCUCAGUCCUCGGUGAGACUGAAUAUUGAAGGUGAUUAUCGCCACUUGAAAGUGAAACUGCAUCACAUGAAAUACAACAAGGACUGGAUCAAUCAUCACUUGUCUACCAUCAGUGUCGGUUCUGUGUCCAACCGUCAUCAAUUAGCAGAUGAGAGUAGGAGUGAAACUGAAGAGAAACUUACAAAUGUUAGCUACACAGAGUCUACUGGAAAUGCUGUAGUAAAGAGUAGUACUCAAGGCAUCGGAUCAGUGUUUGAUUGUGUGUCUCCACCUGUUAUCUUUACAGCCACUCAUGCUGAUAAAAUUGGUGGUAAAGAGGAAGAAGUGAUGAGAAAACAAGAUGCAGUUCUCAACAGAAUGUUACGUGACAAGCCAUACACAGGUCAUGUUUACCGUCGACCACCAGAAAGCCAAUCACCAUUGUUUAAGUCAGAGUUGUGUUUUUGUAUCGACAAUACAAAGUCACAUCCACCAUUAUGGCAAUCUAAUAGAGAUUUAAUGUUGUCGGACUCUGAAGAUGACUCUGAACAGAACCUUGAAGAGGACUCUGAAUUAGUUUUGCUACGAAACUUGAUACUAUCUAGGAUAGAGGAACACUGUACACAAGAACUGAUUCCCCUCACCUGGUUACUGAUUGAAGAUAAGGUGUAUGAAAUAAGAGACAAUUCACAUGACAAGAUCAUUCCGUUUGAAAAGUUUGUAAAAGUCGGUGUAGAGCAAUGUUCAAUGAAGUCGUCCAGUGAAGUGUCUGAUGCUCUCUCUCAUUUGCAUAACUUCUCUAUUGUGGUCUACUUUGCAUCAUCUCCAACCCUUCGUCAUUAUGUAUUCAUUGAUGCUAACUGGGUGUUCACCUCUCUCUCUCGUCUCUGUCCUUUGCAUUCCACGGGUUUACCUGCUAAUCUUCGAAUGGACUUUGACAUGCUUACCAAGAAAGGCAUCAUGUCGCAAGAGCUUGCCAAUUAUUUCUUCCGCGAUGUGAAAGAUGAAGAUCGCAGCAAAAUACUAGAAGCAGCGGAAGUACUUGAUAUUGUGUCGAAACAUGAAAAGUCUGAGCAGGAUAUUGAGUACUUUGUCCCCAGUGCUUUGCGAGAAGAUUGUGAAGCUACAGUUGAGGUGCCAAACAGUAGUAGUGAAAUUGCAAGUCCUGCUCCUCUUGUGUUGAGGCCAGACAACGUUGGCAUGUUUAUAGAGUCAUUGUUCUUUCGUCUCUUGAAUCGAUGUGUUCGUCAGUAUCCGUACAAGCCUUCGAUAUCUCGUAACUAUGCUUUGUUACACAUGGAAAAUGGUUGUGACAUUGAAGUAUUCUAUGUUUACUAUUACGUGGUAGUUGUGCUGACACCAGAAGAAUCAUUGUCAUUUGAAGAAGUGAGAGAGAGCUGCAUUGAUGCUCGCAAAUUUAUUGUCAAUUCACUGCAAGCAGCAAAGCAGCAAGGAUUAGGAGGUUUCAAGUUUUCUGUCUGUUUCCAACAUCUGAUGUCAGGACAAGCAAGUUUUCUGCCCAUCAACAGUGAUCGACUCGUCUCUUUAAAUGACUACCCAAAGUAUCAACGUCUCCUCUAUCCCAAUGAUUUAAUAGCUAGGCUCAAAGUUGAAGAGAAGAAGCCAAUAGACAUUUGGUUUGAUACAAAAGAUCAUGGAAAGCAACAUGCAAGUGAAUCUGCAUUAUUCACAGGCAAUGUCGAGCAAGGUUAUGUAUCUAUAACCAGAGCUGUUGUUCAUUGUGGCAGCAGCCAUUGGCAUGAAAUAGGCCUGAGGUUGGGAAUGAACGAAGACCAGAUCAAGUUAGAAACUCGUGAUCAACCUCGCUACACUGGGAAACUACGUGCCCUGAUUGAAGCAAGGAGAGCGAAAGUGUCCGAACAGCAGACAAUAGAGGAUUUGUUGAAGGCUUGCCGAUGGAUACCUCAACCUAUAUAUGACGAUGUGAUACAGCAAUGGCAGAAAGAAGGAUUGGGGCAGUAGCAGAUUAUUAACAAGGAGCCGAGGAUGGAUGGGAAACAUUAUCCCAUACUACUGACUUGCACCUCCUCACUAGACUACUAGAUAUCUAUAGGGUAUCCUAGUGGACAUUGUGCUAAUGGAAUAGUAGCAAAGACGCUUUUCAAUAUUAAAAUUUUUAAUCAAUUGCAACAGAGACCAUGCAGAAAUCUAGACUAUUGAAUAACAUAUUAAUCAGACCCUGAUUGGA
Corticium candelabrum is the source of this 2651-nucleotide messenger RNA. RefSeq lists its product as uncharacterized. NCBI's taxonomy places the organism in Eukaryota, Metazoa, Porifera, Homoscleromorpha, Homosclerophorida, Plakinidae. The coding region runs from base 89 to 2425 and encodes 778 amino acids. The transcript has 7 exons. The record is from RefSeq and is a predicted model, not a curated record.